UUUUUUUUUUUUAUAGAUUCAAAAUCGCCGUCAUUAGGCGAUGAAGUCAAGAAAGAACAAGGGAAAUACAACCUUACCUUCAGAAGAAGAUUCCAUCCAUCGAAAUGCAUUUUCAUUUCUAAAGAAUCGCUUCUUUUCUUCAAGUAAUAACAACAACAACAACAACAACAACAACAACAGCAACAACAACAACAACACUAAUAAUAACACUAUACAACAGACUGAAAAAAUAAAUGGCCCACGUCCUUCUAUUUCUUCUAUUCGAUCUGCUGUUAUAAAACCUUGGUCAAUAGAAACAAAAAAUGAGUUUACAGAAGAUAAACCUUUAUCGAGAUCCCUAGAUGACAACUCUUUGAUGGAAUUUACCUCCAAAGUACGACCAAUGUCCAUGAUGGGAAUGGAUUCUUUAUCAACUGAAUUACCAGCAACAAUUCAAAUUGCAAAACCUAAAGUAGACUCUGUCAAUGUUGAAAAAAGAACGAGUCUAAUUAUAGUAAAAGAAGGUUAUUUAUUUAAAAAGACUGAUUUUAGACCUUUUCAUAAACAAAAUGAUCGUGGAUGGAAAUUAUACCGAGUUGUUCUUAGAGGACAUAAAUUAUACCUUUAUAAACUAACAUCUGAAUCAUCUCUUCGAUCUUUAUCUCCAUCUUAUAAGUCUACAAGUCAUCACUCGUUAUCAAAUACAACAAUGAAACUCGUAAAAUCUGAUUUUGAUCGUGAAGCUCAACAACUCUUGUUUUUAUCAAAUUCGAAAGGUUGUGUAUUUAUGGAAUUGAAUCCAGUUACAAUGCUGGCAAAACAAGAGGUCUAUCUGGUACUCAUGCACGACACACUUUAUAUCUGUAUUCGUCCUGAUAUUGGCCAGUUAUGGAAGAUUGAAAAGAAAGUGCCUAUUCAGGACUUGAAAAUCGAAAUCAAUGAUACCAUCACACCUAUCUCUCCUGCUUCCUUUAGUUCAAUACAGUCGGAUUAUUCUAAUGGUCUUUUCUUUAAUCUCAUUCAUCGUCCCUCUACCUUCUUGGGUAUGUACUCUACUCAAUACCGUGAAUUAGGCCAAGCUUGGAUCAAUGUCUUUCAUCAGUUAGAAGAAGAUCAGAUUAAUAUGUGUGACGCUACACAAGAUAACUUGACUUGCCGGAAUCAUCGGUCCGACGAAAUCCAAGGAGGUAGUCUUCACGCCCUUGUACGCCAACUCUUUGAGGGAAAUCAUGAGUAUUUAAAUGUCUUUUUGUUAACUUAUUCUCUAUUUACAUCGGGUUCACAUGUUUUAAAUGAAAUCAAAUCGAUUUUGGAAGAAGGGGAACCUUCAUUUCAAUCACGUCUACUGGAGAUCUUUACUGUUUGGUGUGAACGAUAUGCGUUAGAUGUGAUGGGGGAUGUAGCAACUGUAAUGAUGGAGCUGUUAGAUAAAUAUAGUAAUACGAAUCAAGUCAAAGAGCUGGUUCUCAAGACUGUAGCUGAAAAUACAAAAAAGACAUGUGUGCAAGCCAUAGUGCCUACAAUGACAACAGCAAAGCCUUUAUCGUUAGAAGAUCAUGAUGAUGAUGAUGAUGAUGAUGAAAUACAAAAUACAAAUGAAGUAGAAAAUAUCAAUACAUGUCAAUUAGACAAUAAACGUCGUGAUUCUUCUAUCAAUCUAUCUAAUUUACUCAUCACAGGACUUACAAGGGAUAUUUUCUUACAGAUGGACCCCGCAAGUUUUGCACAACAAAUUUAUCUCUUUCAUUUCUCAAAGUAUAAACAGUUCCAACAAGACUUGUUAAAUCCAAUAUCUUAUUUGCCUCGACCUCAAACCUCUGCUCAGAUGCUAAACUCAUUACUCUUUACAACUACCUCUCCUCAUUUCUUAACAAGACUUAUACGAAAUCAAAUCUUAAUUGAUUCUCAAGAUGAUGCCGUCAUACGAUCUCAAUUGUUGGAGCAUUGGAUACAUAUUGGAUUAGAGUUAAUCAAAUUGGGCGAUAUGACGGGCUGGUGUGCUGUUGCAAUCGGUGUUUGUUCAGUCGGUAUUGUUCGUUUACGUGAAAGCUGGAAAUGCGUGAAUCGAGAGUUAGUCAAUCAUGUACAGACGGACUGGGUACGUCUAUUGGCUGAUUAUGGAUUAUUUACGCUGGACGUAUGGAAUGAGAGUUGGGGGGAACCGCCCAUGCUGAUACAGUUUUGUAAAGUGUUAGAUAUACAUGAUGUCUUUGCCAUCUAUGAACUUUCACCUACCUUACUCAACCUAGAAAUUCCUCAAAACCCUUUGCCCUUCUUUGGUACGAUUCGUCAAGCCGUUGAUCGCUUCAGAAAACACACAACAAAAAAAUUAGAAACACCAACUGCAGUCAACUUUCUUCAGUGUCAAUAUAUUUAUGAAAUGAUUACAACAAGUUUAAAUGAAUGGAUAAAUGACCAUCAUCCUCAGGUGCUAUCAGACAACAGUACCCCACUCAUUAGUCCUUUACAAUCUUUCUUUGAAUAUUCAGUGACUGAAUUUAUGUCGGUGCCGCAUAGUUACAAAUAUCUUCAAGAAUGCUCAUUAGCUUGUGAACCUAAAGUAUUUGGACAAAUCUUUAAUUGUACAACAUUCAAUAGACGAUCACAGAUACAACAAGCAACUAGUCCUUCAGAGCUCGCAACUCCUCCUUCAAUGUCUUGCUUGGUAUUCCCCAACAUCUUGAACAGUUUUAGUUUAUUAACAAAUGAGCCUAUCAUAAAAAAAAGGUCAAACACGAGUACAAAUCAGGGCUAUUCAACUACACAACAGUCAUUUAAAAAAACACAUCCACACAAGAACAACAGCAUUCGUUCUCUUCGGUCCCUUUUAGAAGAUGAUCGUAAUAAUAAUAAUAAUAACAGUAGUAGUAGUAGUAUUACUACUACUACUACUACUACUGCUACUACUGCUACUGCUACUGCUACUAAAAAACAAACAGGUAUUACUACACAAUCUAAUUCAAGUGCCAGUUUGGUGAAUACGUCUGAUACAGAUGCUCUUAUCAGCAAUUAUCGUAAAGCAUUCUGUCGUCGCACCUAUAGUUUCCCACCAGGUAGUAGUAGUAUGAAUGAAAGUAGUAGUAGUGUACAGACCAUUAGCACCAAGGCUACAACUACAACUACAACUACAGAUCUAUUAGAAUCAGAUGGUAAUCGAACCUGGCUAGGCUCUUUACUUUCAAAUCGAUCCCAUCGUACUUAUUCAACACGAACUCUAAUUGAAGCGCAUCGUAAGAGUCGUGCUGUUCAAUAUGAUAUGGACGGUGAUAUUGUUCUUUUUGUACACGACUUGGUUUUUAAGGUCUCUGCUAUUCUUAAAAAUGAAUCUGCUUUAAUUCUAUCAAAAGUUAAAGAGCCUAACCUUGAUUUUCUUAAAGAAAAAGGUGAUUACGAAGGUACGAAUGAUGAAGAUGUAUUACUUGUCACAAUCAAGUCUGGUAGUUUAGAGCAAUUAGUAGAUAUUCUUGUAUUCGGUCUAUCAAAUUAUGAGUCAAGUCUUAGGGAACAAUGGCAAAUGAGUUUAUUAUCAGAAGGGCUUCAACAACGUAAAUUAAAAAGAGUCAUCAUGGAUGAAAAAGAAUACGUUCAAACUUUUUUUAUGACAUAUCGUAUUUAUUGCUCAUCAAACGAAUUGCUUAAUAUGUUUAGAAAACGAUUUUUGGGAACUAAACAACGAUGUAAGUCUACUUUGAAACGAACGAGCUCGAUCAGUUUGUUAGAGACCUAUUUUACGCCCAUGGAUACCAAGACAGAUGACAUACUGAUGUAUGAUUGGAAAAAGGUAGCUAAGAUUCAACUUCGUGUGCUCAAUUUAUUAUUAUAUUGGGUUCAAAUGUAUCCAUACGAUUUUGCCGAUGACAUAGAGGUAACACAUUAUAUAAGCCAAUUCUUACGACAAGCACGGAGGGCGCUUGAAGAAUGGUCAGUACCGCUUGCCAAAUGUCAUGAUGAAGAUAUUAAACCAGAACAUGCAGAGGCACUCAAGACAGCAGCAAUGAUUAAACAGCGCAUCAUCGAUAUUCGAGAACAGUUUGUGAACAAGAGUUUAGACCCUUGUUAUGACAUGAAGGCAGUUCACUUUGACCCUGAAGUGAUUCGUACGGUUGAGUCCGUCUAUAGUCAAUUAAACCAAACCAAAGAUCGCUAUCAUAUUACACUUCAAUUAGCAACUAACAAAUCAAUGCCUCUUUCAAUCUCGACCCAAACACACAACGACAUAGAUACUACCACCAAGAGCCCUCUAGAUCAAUUUUCUUCUGAUACUUUAUUAGAUCAAGUUAACCAUGCUGUACAUCAAUUAUUUAGUACCAUUACUCUACAGGAAUGGAUACAGACAUUUGGUAUCUUGGAAGCACAACUAGAGGAUAUCCAUGCAUGGUUACCUCCUCGUAAGCCAUCUCGAACCUCUCGUCUUAACGCUGCAUUGGCCCCUGUCUUGUUUGCACCUACCUCCUUUUUAUCUAGCCAUCAUGUCCUUCUCGAGGAUGUGGUUGUGUCCGAUAUCUUUACAGCAAUCGAAAGUGCCAAGCGAUCAUUGGUUGCUCCCUCCGCCUAUACAGAUGAUGACCUCCUCUUGGCCUUUCCUAGUUCAAUUCAAUACCUUUACUACUUGCAUUUUAUUAUUCGUAGUUGGGUUAUAAGUGAAAUCAUAGCGACUCACAUUGACUCCAAAACACGUUUCUCGCGUAUUGAAAAGUUCUUGCAAAUGAUUAUGUCUAGUAGAUUAAUGAGUCAGAGGAUGACAGUUUCGACAGAUAGUCACGUGGGUCGUAUGCCCGGUUUCGUAGAGUACGCCAUUGCAACUGCACUCGUCAGUCCUGAGGUUCGACUGUUUACAAAGGCAUGGAGCGAUAUCGCUGUUCAUUAUGGCCAUGCCAACUUGGACACCCUUGAAAACCUUUUAAGUCAAAUUCAAUUGAUGAAGAAUGUCGUCUCAACCACUGUGACUACUACAAAUAAUAAUAAUAAUAAUAGUACAACAGUUGUACCAAGUUUAGGUUGGAUCUUUGAGCGUAUCAUUGAAUUAUGUACACAUUCUCCUGAUGCCCCUGCUGAGAACAGACAGAUGAUUCAUUUCGACAAGCGACGUAGCCUUUAUCAAUUUAUGCAAUUCAUCAUGAAUAUCCAACAAGACCUCAAUGAACAACCCGCUGAAGCAAAAGGUCUCAGUAUGUCAUUUUUGAUUUCGCCAAAUAAAUCUACGAAAAGUUGGAAGGAUCUCAAGGAAUUUGCAAUACGAGAAAAUAAAAGGUCAGUCAAUAGUCUUGUGGUCAGAACUACAUCGAGCAAGGGCAGCAUUCGACAUAUCGUCUUUAGCAAAUUAGUGACAGAGCAAUUAGAAAAAUUAAAACGUGACUUUAAAGAACGAGACAGGAUGGACAGGGAAUGGCUUACAUUGCAGCAAAAGUUACAAAAGAAGCAGCUUGAACAAGCUCGAUUAGUGGAAAAACAAGACCGAAAAACAAGCCAUAAUAACAAGUCGUUACCAACAAGUCAACCACAGCAUCAUCAUCAUCAUAAUGGUGUUAUGCCUCGUCUUAAUUCCUUUUUACGUGGUUUGCGUCCACAGUCCAUGGUGGGUACACAUUCGAUUGUUGAUCGUGAUGCAACUACUAAGGCCUCUACAGUCAUCAACUUGAUUCAUGCUACAACAUCAGUUGCCAGUACGUAUACUAAACGAGAUUUUGUGUUUCGUGUUGUAACCGAAGAAGGUGGGCAAUAUUUGUUUCAAGCCGUUCAUCGUGAAGAUAUGCAUGACUGGUUGCAAGAGAUUAAUAAUGCAUCUCGUGAGGCUGCAGCUAAACGACAAUCCGUCUUGGCAGCCGAAUCGAUGGAACACGAUAAUCAUGAGGCCUUUUUAAUGGAUAAUAAUAAUAAUAAUAAUAAUCGUAAUCAGCCAGCCUCUCGUACAUCCGUUUAUGGAGUUAAACUGGAAACACUUAUGCAUGACAACAUGAUUCCUAUUGUUGUAGAGAAAUGUAUACGUGAAAUUGAAAGACGUGGAUUAGAAGAGGUGGGCAUUUAUCGUGUAGCUGGUACUGGAUCUGUCGUUAGUGCACUUAAAGCAGAAUUUAAUAAGGAUGCAACUAAAGUAGAUUUAAGUCAACCUAAAUGGAUGGAUAUUAAUGUCAUUGCAGAUGCUUUUAAACAAUUCUUGAGAGAGUUGCCCGAGCCAUUAUUGACUUACACUUACUAUAACGAGUUCAUCAUGGCAUCAGCUUCUGAAGAUCAUGAUGAACGUAUUUAUUUGCUCAAAAAGGUUUUAAAGAAACUGCCUCACUGUAAUUAUGUUUUAUUAAAAAGAAUUAUUGAACAUUUUGUCAUUGUCACUGAUUUUGAAGCAACAAAUCAUAUGUAUGCAACUAAUUUAGCCAUUGUAUUUGGACCCACACUAUUACAGCCAGCACCAGGACCAGCAUCAUUUGCAACUACUAUGUCUAAUUUAGGUCAUCAUCAAAAUAUUGUAAAAUAUUUUAUAUUAAAUUAUCAUUAUUUGUUUGACAUUGAAUCUGAAGAAGUCUAUCUGUCAACUAAUAAUAGCAAACCUGAAGAGCAAGUUCAUAAUGAAGUUUAAUUUUUUUUAACGCACACACUCCAUCUCCUUUAAGUAAAUGGCUGGACCAUCACUUUAAACGAAAAAAAAAAGUAAUACGUCCUUUUUUUUUUCCUUUACUAUUACUAAAUAUGAAAGAUAAAUUCUAUUAUACACUAUUACAACUAUAAUAUUAAUAAUAAAAUAUUUUACUAUUAUAUACAUACU
Cokeromyces recurvatus is the source of this 6739-nucleotide messenger RNA. RefSeq lists its product as uncharacterized. Gene Ontology annotation, cellular component: cytoplasm. Gene Ontology annotation, biological process: regulation of GTPase activity; small GTPase-mediated signal transduction. The record is from RefSeq and is a predicted model, not a curated record. The transcript has 5 exons. Lineage: Eukaryota; Fungi; Mucoromycota; Mucoromycetes; Mucorales; Mucoraceae. The coding region runs from base 41 to 6553 and encodes 2170 amino acids. Gene Ontology annotation, molecular function: guanyl-nucleotide exchange factor activity.